Molecule: messenger RNA, 384 nt
Organism: Schistosoma margrebowiei
Lineage: Eukaryota; Metazoa; Platyhelminthes; Trematoda; Strigeidida; Schistosomatidae
Source: the annotation of a GenBank genome assembly
AUGAUAAAAGUCACAAAGGAAAUAUUGUCAUCAUCAUCAUCAUCAUCAUCAUCAUCAUCAUCAUCAUCAUCAUCAUCAUCAUCAUCAUCAUCAUCAUCAUCAUCAUCAUCAUCAUCAUCAUCAUCAUCAUCAUCAUCAUCAUCAUCAUCAUCAUCAUCAUCAUCAUCAUCAUCAUCAUCAUCAUCAUCAUCAUCAUCAUCAUCAUCAUCAUCAUCAUCAUCAUCAUCAUCAUCAUCAUCAUCAUCAUCAUCAUCAUCAUCAUCAUCAUCAUCAUCAUCAUCAUCAUCAUCAUCAUCAUCAUCAUCAUCAUCAUCAUCAUCAUCAUCAUCAUCAUCAUCAUCAUCAUCAUCAUCAUCAUCAUGUACAAACAAUCUGUUCAUCUAA